UAAAUACAAAGUCUAUCCUCCCCUCUUACCCUUCAAAUCUAGCAUUUUCCCGUUUUCUCCGUUUUGAAUUUGGAGAUUAGUGUUUGCAGAAAAAAAGGAGAUAAAGCUCUUCAAACUCUCUCUCUCUCUCUCUCUCUCUCUCUCUCUCUAUAUAUAUAUAUAUUUAUUUAUUAUAGGGUUGGUCCGGUGGAUUUUAUUUGUUCUUGGAAAGAUCAGUAGUGGAAACAAUUGAUGGGUUUGUUAAGGCGGAAAACAAUGGACAGCCAGGGUGCAACGACGUCGCAUGAAGGAAUCAAGACUGUGAGAGUAGAUAAUCGUUGUGAUUUCUCGAGCUACUCAGAUCUUUGUGUUUCCGUUGUCACCUGGAACAUGAAUGGUCAGGUCUGUUACGAAGAUUUGGCGGAGCUGGUUGGAAACAGCCGGAAGUCUGAUCUUCUGGUAGUAGGUCUUCAGGAGGUGCCCCGUAAGAAUAUUUCACGACUUUUAAAGGCAGCGCUGCUUGACUCCCACAUCUUGUUAGGAAAAGCCAUCAUGCAAUCUAUUCACCUCUACGUGUUUGGGACAAAGGACUCUGAUUUGUUCAUCAGAGAAUUGAAGAGGGAUAAGCGAUCGUUAGGAGGUUUUGGAGGAUUACUUAGGAGAAAGAAAGGCGCUGUGGGAAUCCACCUUAACUACAAAGGCAUUCCUAUGGUGUUCAUCUCUUGCCAUCUCUCUGCUCAUGCUCACAACGUGGAGAAAAGGAACUCUGAAUUUAGAAACGUAUCAGAAUCUCUUUUCUUCGGGAAGUUGAAUCCUUAUGCGAAACCUCCCCAAAUCACUGUUUGGUUGGGAGAUCUCAACUACCGAAUACAAGGAAUCGACUCCUACCCGGCAAGAAACCUAAUCAACAAUGAUCUCCAGAGACUACUCACUUGCAACGACCAACUGUUACAAGAGGCUGGGAGAGGACAGAUCUUCGAAGGUUAUAGUGAGGGCACGUUAACGUUCAAGCCCACAUAUAAAUAUGACAUUGGAAGUAGCAACUAUGAUACAAGUUACAAGGUGAGAGUGCCCUCGUGGACCGACCGGAUUUUGUUCAAGACGCAAGACUCCGACGAAAUCAAGGCAACUUUGCAUUCCUACUGGUCAAUGGACGACAUUCAUAGUUCUGAUCAUAAGCCAGUGAAAGCUCAUAUUUGUUUAAAACUUAGCAAACCCUUGUAACUUACAAAAAUUUGAUAAUGCACCAAUGUAUACACCGCGAACAAUUAAAUUUUGCAUGCUUGAAUUUUAACAAUUACCAUCUAACUA
Molecule: messenger RNA, 1290 nt
Organism: Malus domestica (apple)
Lineage: Eukaryota; Viridiplantae; Streptophyta; Magnoliopsida; Rosales; Rosaceae
Product: type IV inositol polyphosphate 5-phosphatase 11
Biological process (GO): response to auxin; response to salt stress; response to abscisic acid
Cellular component (GO): plasma membrane
Molecular function (GO): phosphatidylinositol-3,5-bisphosphate 5-phosphatase activity; phosphatidylinositol-4,5-bisphosphate 5-phosphatase activity; phosphatidylinositol-3,4,5-trisphosphate 5-phosphatase activity
Source: RefSeq, a predicted model, not a curated record